GUGAUGCUAUUGAAAAAUCUUUCCCGGUUGAUAUUGAUAAAGGCAUGACCGUUAGGCACCUCAAAAAAUUAAUCAAGGAGGAGAAAAAGAACGCCUUUGCCAAUAUUGAUUCAAAUGAACUGAGGCUGUGGAAGGUGGAUAUUCCUAUCGGUAUGGAAAACAAAAACACGAAAAUAUUUGCCGAAAACAUUAAUGAUUAUAAAGGUGUAAAGUUGCUCUCAAACGCUACUAUGGAAACAGUUUUUCACAAAGAACCCAAAAAUACUAAAUUUUUUAGCAUCUGCAUUAUUGUGCAACCACAUGUCACCGCUGGUAAGUGUUUUGCUUUCAAACGAGGAAAUUUGCAGUUAUCUCAUUCUUUUAUUCGAUCAGGAAUUUCUGGAUCACUUUCCACCCCAAUGAAGCAAUCGGAUGAAUCUCAAUUUUAUAACCAUGAAUCUGUUACUUCUCAUGAGGAAGAAUUUUGGAAUGAACUUUCUGACGCGAAUAUUGUCCUUAAACUACCAGAUAAUAUUGAUAAAACUAUGUUUGUGUCUGGACCAUUAUCCGAAUAUAUAAGUGUUAAAGGGAACGAAAUUGUGUUGAGUAACUGUGUAAUGUUUAAUGCACAAAAUGAACUAAUACUUAAUAAUGGUGAACCUGUGAUGUGGGAAUUAACAAAGAUUAAAAUGAAUUUUGUGAAAUUUCUACGUCUCCGUAAAUCGCUAUAUGAAAUUGUUUAUGGAAUAUCAAUACAGGAUAUAUUAAUAAAGGAGUUAUACUUGCAGAUGAUUGAAAAGAUUGAAUACGAUCGUACUCAUCAUGAAAAAAGAGGCUGUAUUAUAAUUGGAUCACCUGGCAUUGGAAAAACACACUUUUUGCUAUAUUUGGCUUUUUAUUUAGCUCGUCAAUAUUCCUCAGCAGAUAUAAUCUAUGAGCAGUUAUUCCAAGGUUAUUACCGUGCCCUUCAUGUCAAACCAAAUAUAAGUGUAAUGAAAAUUCUUGAUCUAACACUCAAAAAGUUGAUCACGCGAUGGGGAUGUAUACCACGAUGUGUUUUUGAUGAAUAUGAUUAUAAGCCGAAAGUUGAUGAUGUAGUCUUUCAAUGUGAUGCUUAUGUUUAUCUUAAAAAUGAUGGUGAAGACUUAGGUGAUGAUUAUUCUGGAAAAGCCAUAUAUAUUAUUCCGAACUUUGAAUUUAUGGAUAAAAUAUAUGUUCCCGCUUCAACAGAAAUAUAUGAGGCUUUAAGUGCUGGUGGUACAUUAGCUGGCAAAUUCUUUGAAAUGGUAGCACAUGAUAUCUUAUGGAAAGGUGGCGAUUUCACAGUGCGACACUUAACCAGAGAUAGUAUUAAACAACCUGAAAAAGAACUUCACCUUCAAAAUUUGCUACACCAACAGUUUCAUAAUAUUGAUGAAAUAGUUCCAGGGUAUUAUAACAUUCCCGAAAAUACAAAUUUUGAAUCUGUUGACACUAUUGCGCCUAAUCGUAAUGGAAUUCAUCAUUUAUAUCAAAUGACAACAGCAGAAACACAUGAUAUAAAGGUAAAUAUUGGACUUUAUAUUAGCUUUGUAUCUACUAUUAUAGACUGA
Molecule: messenger RNA, 1571 nt
Organism: Racocetra fulgida
Lineage: Eukaryota; Fungi; Glomeromycota; Glomeromycetes; Diversisporales; Gigasporaceae
Source: the annotation of a GenBank genome assembly